Phytomonas sp. Hart1 is the source of this 798-nucleotide messenger RNA. NCBI's taxonomy places the organism in Eukaryota, Euglenozoa, Kinetoplastea, Trypanosomatida, Trypanosomatidae. The record is from the annotation of a GenBank genome assembly.
AUGGGACGUCCAGCCCGCCAGCCUCGAGGCGAUCCACGAGGCCGCGUGCACGAACCCCCAGCGCUUCGGCAUCUACGUGCGAGGCCACGACAGCUACGUCAAGGAGCUGGUGGCGCUGUUCAAGCGCUCCCGCGAGGCCCGGGACGCCCGGUCGAUGGAGACGAUCGGGCAGAUCGUCCUGGCGCUGCUCAAGACGCCCUACAACUCCGAGGGCAAGAUCAUCGGGCAGUUCGUCGACAGCGACGUCAUCGAGGACUGCAUCGACGUUGUGCAGUUCGCCAUCGGCCGGCGCGACGCCGCGAGCGGCUUCGUCGGCUUCGCGGCUCGGCGCGCGACCUUCCACGACCCCUGCGGCCUCCCCGACGCCAUCCUGGCCCGGGUCCACAUCAUCUUCGCCACGGCCUACCUGCGCGACCUGGUCCCGCUCAGCCUGGACGAGGGCGACGCCCUGGCCUCCUCGCUGCUGGGGUCCUUCCUGCUGCGCUUCAAGUACGCGCUGGUGGAGGACGUGUGCCGCGGCCCGGGGCUCCUCCCCCGCGCCCUGCGCGACGCCCUGGGGCGGCGCACCCGGGCCGCCCUCUACCCCCUCGCCGCCUUCCUCGCCGACACCACGAAGACGAUCAAGAACGCCCUGCUCGCGCUCGACGCGAAGGAGGAGCUGCUCGCGCGGGUCGUGCAGGGGGGGCUCUUCCCCUUCGUCAACGCCCUGCUGCAGGUCGCCCUGGAAGGGGAGGAAGGGGAGGGGGGGGGCGGCGGCCUAUCACAGGAGGACGAGGCGGCCCUGCGCGCGGCCUGUGA